This is a messenger RNA of Megalobrama amblycephala (Wuchang bream), 1837 nucleotides long. Its product is annotated as DLA class I histocompatibility antigen, A9/A9 alpha chain-like. The record is from RefSeq and is a predicted model, not a curated record. The coding region runs from base 601 to 1641 and encodes 346 amino acids. Gene Ontology annotation, cellular component: external side of plasma membrane. The transcript is spliced from 7 exons. Gene Ontology annotation, biological process: immune response. Lineage: Eukaryota; Metazoa; Chordata; Actinopteri; Cypriniformes; Xenocyprididae.
UGAUCUCAAGCAGAGCUAGAGAGGUAAUGACUAGUUAAAUCUGUCAUCAAUCCAACUUAACAAAAGACAUUUCACAUUUUAUUAUACAGUAUUUCAGAGUACUUUCCAGUGUUGAUGUUUGUUGAGUGUCCAGCAGAUGGCGACAAAUCUCCAUUCAAACUGAUGAAGUGAAACAGGAGAGACGCUUUCAUUCAUACAGAGGCUUCAUCAGUCUGAUCACGUGAACGUUAUUACACCUGUACAGCAUCUGGGAGCUUAUAUUUCUGACCAGAGCUUUUUCUUGCGAUCAUGUGUUGUGCCGAAUUCAGGUAGUGACUUCAACGAUGGGGUGAUAAUUUUGCAGACCCCCCGAAAAAUGCGAUUAGCUCCGUAAUCUGUGCAUGACUUCAUGAUGGCUUCAGUCUCCUUUAACAGAAUAAUAACACAACCCAGUAGUCGGAGUUCUGCAUAGUGACUGAUGACUCGAUGAUCGAGUGGGCGGGGCUUCUGUAGUUCAGGUGCGUUCAGACAAGUGCGUUAAGAAGAAAAGACACCGGCUUCAACUGGCUUUCUAGAAAGAUGAUUUAAAAAUAAGAUUGUUACCGACAUGUUAAGACAAACAUGCGAUCCUCUGUGCUUUUACUGCUCGUUGGGAUUUCUCACGCAUUUGCCGGAAAACACUCUCUAAAAUAUUUCUACACUUCUAUGUCUGGAGACGAAACGUUCGCUGCAAUUGGUCUCGUUGAUGACAUUCAGUUUAUGUACUUUGAUAUCAACACAAAGAAAGCUUCACCAAAAACAGAAUGGGUGAGAGAGAUUGAAGAAUCAGAUUACUGGAAAAGUCAGACACAUUCAUUGAUUGAUCAACAUCACUGGAUUUUAAACAACAUCUGGACAGAGUCAGCAGGUGAGCACACAUACCAGAUAACCUAUGGCUGUGAAUGGAACGAUGAAACUGGGAAAACAAAUGCAUUCCGUCAGCAUGGAUAUGAUGGAGAGGAUUUCCUGCUUCUGGAUUUGAAGAGUGAUAAAUGGAUAUCUCCAAUAAAGAAAGAAUUCAAGGCUAAAGAGAGGUGUAACAAUGCAACCAUACGUGUUGCUUACUGGAAAAACUACCUUAAAAUGGAUUGUAUUGAGACUUUGAAGAAGCUCCUGACGCUUGGAAAGAGCAGCCUGGAGAAAACAGUCUCUCCUCAGGUGUCUCUGUUACAGAAGAACUCCUCCUCUCCAGUGUUGUGUCACAUCACACACUUUUAUCCCAGUAAUAUUACAAUCACCUGGAUGAGAAACGGACAAGAGCUUAAGAAUGUGAAGGUUGGGAAUCUUCUUCCCAAUGAGGACGGCACCUUCCAGAAGACUGUGACCCUCCAGACUGAAGCUGAUGAGUGGAGGAAGAAUGAGUUCAGCUGUGUGGUGAAACACCAGAGCAAAACCUUCAGAAAGACUCUGACAGAGAAGGAAAUCAGGACUAAUAAUGAAACAUCUGCUCCGGUUGACAUGACUGUUGUUGUUGUUCCUGUGGUGAUUCUGCUGUCGCUGUUGCUCAUCAUUGCUGUUAUCGGGUAUUUGGUAUAUCAGAGGAAAUUGAAGUCAGGAUAUGUUCCUGCUAAACCGUCUCCCAGUGAAUAUGAAAGCUCAGUUCAGUCAUCAACAGAAGCGUGAGACAUGAGUUACGGUUUAUUGAUCACUGCAGCCAUCUGGAGCAGAUGAGGUGAAGCUGAUUUAAUGUGUGAUUUUGAUCAUUUCAGGAGAUCAGACGGAUGAUCGAGGAGAAUCAUCAGAUCUCACUAAAUCUAUAUUAAUAUUAUGGGAUAUCCUUCAAUGCUUUCAGAAUUAUUACUUUUUAAAAAAUUAUUUA